UACCUCUGAUAAGCCCCACUUACCAUUGUUCUCCUGACCUCUGUAGAAAGAUCCGAUUUGUAUAUUCUCGGGUCUACCCAAAGACCCGAACUUUGACCCGGUUUGAUGGACUGGAUUCCGUGUCCGUGUUGGGGAACCAACGACGAUGAAAACGCCGGUGACGUAGCGGAUCGUGAUCCCGUGCUUCUAGUUUCUGGUAUCGGAGGCUCGAUUCUGCAUUCUAAGAAGAAGGAUUCAAAGUCUGCAAUCCGGGUUUGGGUUCGGAUAUUUUUGGCCAACCUUGCCUUUAAGCAGAGCCUCUGGUCUCUCUAUAAUCCCAAAACUGGUUAUACAGAGCCGUUGGAUGACAAUAUUGAAAUCGUGGUUCCUGAUGAUGACCAUGGACUCUAUGCAAUUGAUAUUCUAGAUCCCUCCUGGUUUGUAAAGCUUUUUCACUUGACGGAGGUUUAUCACUUUCACGAUAUGAUAGAAAUGCUGGUUGGUUGCGGUUAUAAGAAGGGGACUACAUUAUUCGGAUAUGGUUACGAUUUCCGGCAAAGCAAUAGGAUCGAUCUACUUAUACGAGGUCUGAAGAAGAAACUGGAAACUGCAUAUAAAUGUUCAGGGGGCCGAAAAGUCACUAUCAUAUCCCAUUCAAUGGGAGGACUUAUGGUUUCAUGUUUCAUGUAUCUUCAUCCAGAGGCCUUUUCUAAGUAUGUAAAUAAAUGGAUCACAAUUGCAACACCUUUCCAAGGAGCACCAGGGUGCAUCAAUGAUUCACUUUUGACUGGAGUACAAUUUGUGGAAGGGUUAGAAAGUUUCUUUUUUGUGUCACGGUGGACGAUGCACCAACUGUUGGUUGAAUGCCCAUCGAUAUAUGAGAUGAUGGGAAAUCCAGAUUUUAAGUGGAAAAAGCAGCCAGAGAUUCGAGUUUGGCGUAAGAAAUCUGAAAACGACGAUGAUACUUCUGUAGAACUGGAAUCUUUUGGCCUAAUCGAGAGUAUUGAUCUAUUCGACGAUGCACUGAAAAAUAACGAGCUAAGCUACGGUGGGAAUAACAUAGCUUUGCCCUUUAACUUUGCUAUCCUCGACUGGGCUGCUAGUACAAGAGAAAUUCUAAACAAAACGCAACUUCCUGAUGGAGUUUCCUUCUAUAACAUAUAUGGAGUGUCACUUGAUACACCCUUCGAUGUUUGUUAUGGCACAGAGACUUCUCCGAUUGAAGAUUUGUCUGAAAUAUGUCAAACUAUGCCAGAGUAUACAUAUGUAGAUGGAGAUGGAACUGUACCUGCUGAAUCAGCUGCAGCUGCUCAGUUUGAAGCAGUUGCGAGCGUAGGAAUCUCCGGUAGCCAUCGUGGGCUUCUCCGUGAUAAAAGAGUAUUUGAGCUGAUCCAACGAUGGUUAGGAGUAGAGCCUAAGAAGGCUAGAAGGAAACAUUUAAGGAUUCGCAAAGUUGUUGAUUCCAAAGCCUAGUUACAAUUAUUAAAAGAUCUUGUUUGAAUAAUUUAAUAAUAAACCGAACUUCUUAAUUAUUAUCAAAGUGUGAUGAUUGUAAAAUAUUAUGCUAUUGUAAGUUAUGACAUGUUUGUGCAUGGAAUCGUAAACAGAAAGCAUAUGGAAUUCAUAUUACAUUA
Capsella rubella is the source of this 1613-nucleotide messenger RNA. Its product is annotated as phospholipase A(1) LCAT3. The record is from RefSeq and is a predicted model, not a curated record. Lineage: Eukaryota; Viridiplantae; Streptophyta; Magnoliopsida; Brassicales; Brassicaceae. Gene Ontology annotation, biological process: lipid metabolic process. The transcript is spliced from 11 exons. Bases 106 to 1452 code for a protein of 448 amino acids.